AUGUGGUUCCGGGCAGUUUGGUCGUCAACAGCUGGACUGGGAGCAGGGGGAGCCAUGUGUCGCAGAGGGCUUCCCCGAGGCAAAGCCGACUUCGUGGGAGACGCGCUGGUCUGGCUUCAGCACCGUUUCGCUGUAUGUGGAGAGAUGGUCGACCAUAAAACGUACGUGUGCUUUAUGACGAGCCCGCCAGCCAAGGAGGCCGUGGUGUGCGGCCGCAGCUCCGCCACAGGACCGGAUACAGCUUCCCUGGUCGUCUCGCUUCCAUUUUCGGAUGAUGGCCAGAAGACAAGGGCUCUGGCUCUGUGUUUGUGGAGACAUGUCUUGGGCUAUGUAUCCAUCCACUUGGUACAGCCUGACCACCGUGGGGGUCCCCAGGCCCUGAGGCCAGCAUCUGGGAAGACGCAUUGCCAUGGCCCCAUCGAGGAGAGCGGGUGUCACCUGCGAGAGGAUCGAACCUGCUUUGGGAGUGUCUCUGAGCACGGUUCCAGCUCUGGGGUUUUGGACUCUGGUGUCAAGGCCAAGUGCAAGCCCUGGGACCCAGAGAAGCCCUAUGCUCCGGUCUCUGUGGCUUUCCUGGCCAGCCUGGUGGAGUCCUUUCAUGACUUCAGUCCACCACCCACUGGUGACCCCAGCUUUCCAGUAAGAGAGCUGUCCACCCCUCAGGACAUUCUGGAGGAGGCCAGCUUUGAAGAUGAGGCCCUGGCACCUGGGGCCUUGCCCGAGCUUGGUGUCUGUGAGAUGGUUUAUGUCCAGGAGGAGAACGCCUCCCCACCCCAAACCCCUGGCUGGGAGCACCAGGCCAGCUUCUUGGGGGGCCGGGCUCCUCCUUCCCCAGCAAAGAGCAAAGUCAAGCUCAACCAGUUCCUGCUUCCAACGUGGGGCCCGGCAGAGAGAGCCAAGUGCGCCCCUAACGGGUCCCCCAGGAGCCCCCCUCCCGUGAGCCCCCCACCAUCCCAGACCAGCAGCCCCGUGGGUCACGAGCCCACCUUUCGCGCCGUGAAGUCCCCCGUCCGCCCGUCCAGUGAGGCUCCCCAGGGGUCUGCGCUGCCGGAGGAGGACAGGAAGCUCCCCCACAAGACCAACCGGGGACCCGAGGCAGAGUUACAAGGGUCAGGACGGCCGCCCCGACCUGAGCCCCGGGACUUUCUUCCUUCCUACGCUGCAGGAUGCUUCAGGCACCUCUUAUGCUUCCUGGCCUCCCUCCUGCAGUCGGUCGUUUUCCCAGGGAACCCUGGCUCCUUCUCUUGGAUAAUGUUACGAGAAGGCAACAUCUGGGCACAAGAUGUGUUCGCUGCUACCGGAGAGUCAUUGCUUCUUGGCCCUCCAAGCCCUCGGAACGAGGAGAGUGUUGGCUUCUACUACCUCGUAUGUGUGCGCAUCAAUACGAAGCUCUACAUGUAG
Rangifer tarandus platyrhynchus (Svalbard reindeer) is the source of this 1401-nucleotide messenger RNA. Lineage: Eukaryota; Metazoa; Chordata; Mammalia; Artiodactyla; Cervidae. The record is from the annotation of a GenBank genome assembly.